AUGGGACGCGGCGGCGCUCCCGACACGGACGGGAACGAUGCCGCCCCGCUGCUGGCGUCGACCGUCUCGUCAUCCGGCGCGAAGAACAGGAAGAACCCGGUGACCGGCAAGCCCGACACCUACGGCGGGUCCAGCGAUUUCCAGGAGGAUGACCCCAACCUCUACAUGGGCGUCCCCAAGUCGGAGCUCUUGAACACUCCCGAGGAGGGCCUGUCCGAGACGGAGGCGUCGCACCGCCUCACGCGCUUCGGGUACAAUAAGCUGCGCGAGAAGGAGGAGAACAUCUGGUGGAAGCUCUUCCUCGAGUUUGUCCAGCCGAUGCCCUUGAUGAUCUGGGCCGCGAUCGCGAUCGAGACCCUCGAGGCGUUCCUCAAAACCAGCCGCGGCGAGGACGCCAGCGACUCGUGGAUCGACGUCGUCGUCCUCGUCAUCCUCCAGCUCCUCAACGUCCUCGUCGGCUUCAUCGAGGAGCUCAAAGCCGGCGACGCCAUCGCCGCGUUGCGCGAGUCGCUCAAGCCCGAGGCUACCGUGAAGCGCGGGGGCCGCGUCUACAACAUGGACGCGACGGAGCUGGUCCCCGGUGAUAUCGUGUGCCUCGGCGCGGGCGGCGCGAUCCCUGCCGACUGCAUCCUCCGCGAGGGAAAGCCCAUCCAGGUUGACCAGGCGGCGCUCACUGGCGAAUCGCUCCCGGUGACGAUGCACGCCGGAGCCGAGGCAAAGAUGGGAUCGACGGUGACCCGCGGCGAGAUCGAGGCCACCGUCUCCGCCACCGGCUCCCAGACCUUCUUCGGCAAGACCGCGGACCUCGUGCAGGGCGUGGACGAGCUCGGACACUUUGAGAAGGUGCUCCGCGAGAUCAUGAUCAUCCUGGUCGCCGCGGGUUCCAUCAUCUGUUUCAUCGUGUUUUGCUACCUGCUCAACAUCGGCGUCGACUUCUGGGAGGUGCUCGCGUUCAACGUCGUCCUCCUCGUCGCCUCCAUCCCCAUCGCCCUGCGUGUCGUGUGCACCACGACCCUCGCCCUGGGUUGCCACGAGCUCGCCGCCGAGAAGGCCAUCGUCGCGCGCCUCUCCUCCGUCGAGGAGCUCGCGGGCAUGACCAUCCUCUGCUCCGACAAGACGGGCACCCUGACCCUCAACAAGAUGAUGCUUCAGGAAGAUCUUCCCAUCUUCGUCAAGGGUCUGAGCAGGGACGACGUGCUCCAGCUCGCGGCGCUCGCCGCCAAGUGGUGGGAGCCCCCCAAGGAUGCGCUCGACACCCUCGUGCUCAACGCGGUUGACAUUCGUACCCUCAACGACUACGACCAGACGGACUACAUGCCCUUCGAUCCCACGAUCAAGCGCACGGAGUCUACCGUGGUGAACAAGAAGACGGGUAAGGGGAUGAAGGUGACCAAGGGUGCGCCCAACGUCGUGCUGGACAUGUGCGACAACAAGGCGCAGGUUGCGGCUCAGGUCGAGUCCAAGGUUAUGGAGCUCGCGCACCGCGGCAUCCGCUCCCUCGCGGUCGCGCGCACCGUGGGCUCCCCCAACGGACCCCUCGAGUUUGUCGGUAUCCUCACCUUCCUCGACCCGCCCAGACCCGACACCAAGCACACCAUCGACUGCGCCGACGACUUUGGCGUCGCCGUGAAGAUGAUCACCGGCGACCACAAGGCGAUCGCCGUGGAGACGUGCCGCGUCCUCGGCAUGGGAACCAACGUCUUGGGCACCGACAAGCUCCCUCUGAUGCAGGCACAGGACCUCGAGAAGUGCACCACGCUCGGCAGGGACUACGGCGAGCUCUGCCGCGGCGCCGACGGCUUUGCGCAGGUUUACCCCGAGCACAAGUACCUCAUUGUCGAGGCGCUCCGCCAGCAGGGCUUCCUCGUGGGAAUGACCGGCGACGGCGUGAACGACGCGCCCGCGCUCAAGCGCGCGGACGUUGGCAUCGCGGUGCAGGGUGCGACGAACGCGGCGCAGGCGGCGGCAGACAUCGUGCUCACCGAGCCCGGUCUCUCCACCAUUGUCACCGCCAUUGUCACCAGUCGCAAGAUUUUCCAGCGCAUGAAGAACUUCGUGAUUUACCGAAUCGCGUGCACCGAGCAGCUCCUGCUCUUCUUCUUCUGGUCAUGCAUCUUCUACCACCCGAGCGAGUACAACGAGGACUGGCCCUCCUAUUUUUACAUCCCCGUCAUUGCGCUGGUCACCAUCACCAUCCUCAACGACGGCACCAUCAUCUCCGUCGCGUACGACAACGUGCACGCGUCGCAGCUGCCGGAGAAGUGGGAUCUCAACAUCCUCUACAUCGUGUCCUCGGCGAUUGGCAUGACUGCUCUGCUGUCCUCGCUGAUUCUUCUGUCCUACGCGCUGUCGUCCGUCGACCCGAACAGCAGCUGGGCGGCCAUGGGCCUACCCCAGCUGUCGUACGGCGAGAUUCAGUGCCUGAUGUACCUGAAGAUUUCGCUGUCGGAUUACUUCUCCGUGUUUAACUCGCGGUGCAAGGGCUGGAUGUGGACUCGCGCGCCCUCGGUGGUGCUCGUCGGUGCGUUCAUUCUCGCCACCUUCGCCUCCACCAUGCUCAGCGUGUACUGGCCCUUCGGCAACGGCAUGGAGGGCAUCAGCUGGGCGCUCGCCUUCUACGUGUGGAUGUACGUGAUGUUCUGGGCCAUUGUGCAGGACGCGGCGAAGGUGCUGACGUACGCCGUGCUGCAGAACAUCGGGUGGGUGCAGAGCGUCGACGUCAUCGACGAGGCGGCGCUCAAGAGGAGUAGGGAUCAGCUGUUCGACGUCCAGAUUGGCUGAUGAUCAGCGGACGAAAAAAUGUGGGGUGCGUGUGAACACGCUAGAAAAUUUUGAAGGGGGCCGCGGGUUUGUCUACCCAGCUCCCUUGAUAUGCCUUUGCUCCUCGCGGCGGACGCGCGUCCGCCACGAUCUGUCAAUACCAUUGAAUUUUAUUCGCUAAAACAC
Molecule: messenger RNA, 2946 nt
Organism: Micromonas commoda
Lineage: Eukaryota; Viridiplantae; Chlorophyta; Mamiellophyceae; Mamiellales; Mamiellaceae
Product: p-type ATPase superfamily
Exons: 2
Coding region: 1-2781 (926 amino acids)
Biological process (GO): proton export across plasma membrane; regulation of intracellular pH
Cellular component (GO): plasma membrane
Molecular function (GO): ATP hydrolysis activity; ATP binding; P-type proton-exporting transporter activity
Source: RefSeq, a predicted model, not a curated record